AUGCAAGCUGUUCGUCAGUGUUCAGUGUGCGCCAGCCGUGCUGCUGGAGGACUUCUGCAAAAUCAGACAGACGUUUCACUGCUGUGGACAAACAAGGGUGCACUCAGGAGAGGAGCAGCAUGUAUCCGUUUCCUAAGCAGUUCUGAGAGUGUCCUCUUCAGAAGCAGGAAGGCCGGAGUGCUGAAGGUGGGGGAAUGGACAGAUACCGCGGACGUGAGCAGAGCAUCUUUAAGUGUAGGCCGUGGGCUUUGUGCUGUCCCUUUUGCACAGCAAGUGGAAAACCUCUCUCAUGACUCCCUGAUCAGAAGAGCAGCCUCAGUGGUUACAGACAGUUCAAGUACUUUCCUCUCUCAGACCACCUUGGCCCUCAUAGAUGCCAUUACAGCCUAUUCAAAGGCGAUCUACGCACGCAUUGCCGUUCAAAGACGGUAUUUAGCCUCAGUGGGAAAACUGACCCCCGCUGAGGAGGAUUCGCUCCUGGAGGUGAUCAAUGGCCACCGUGCACAGGUUAGUGAGAGACUAGUUGAAUGCAGACGUUUUGAGUCAACCUGGAUCAAUGCUGUCGAGCUGUGUAAAAUGUCAGCUGAGGCAGCACACAGUUCAGGAGCCGAGCAGGCAGCUAUCACAGUGAGGACGAACAUUCAGGUGGCCCAGUCGCAGGUGGAGGAGGCACAGAAACUCUCAGUGGAUGCAGAGAAAAAGUUGGCCGAGACUAAAGUAGAAGAGAUCCAACGGAUGGCAGAAUAUGCUGCCUUUCGAGAAGAUAGUGAGGAACAUGAGCUUCAUGAGGCUUAUCUGCGAGAGGACUAA
Messenger RNA from Chelmon rostratus (copperband butterflyfish), 810 nucleotides. RefSeq names its product diablo, IAP-binding mitochondrial protein a (gene diabloa). The coding region runs from base 1 to 810 and encodes 269 amino acids. Gene Ontology annotation, biological process: intrinsic apoptotic signaling pathway in response to oxidative stress; neuron apoptotic process. Lineage: Eukaryota; Metazoa; Chordata; Actinopteri; Chaetodontiformes; Chaetodontidae. Gene Ontology annotation, cellular component: mitochondrion. The record is from RefSeq and is a predicted model, not a curated record. The transcript has 6 exons.